CAAGGUUCACCCCACUAAAGUAUAAAAACUCCACGGUGCGACUUGAGGAAGGCACUCGAUAAUCUACUUCUCCUGAGUUAGGACGUCUGCUUGGAAGACACUGCAGUUCUCCUAAUAGUGCAAGGACCAUGAAGUCCCUUCUGCUCUUCGGCCUCCUGGGGGCUGUGAUGAUAUCAGCGCAAGGUCCGGCACCACCCCAACCAUGUUCAACAACGGACUACAGCUGCAAAUGCGAAAGGCUCAUGGGACUCAAACCCCCGCCCCCAAGGGGGUCACAACCCCCAUCUCCACUAGGAGGAGGAGGAGCAGGGAGACCACCACCACCCCCACCAGGCACAAGAGGACCGGGAAGCGCUGGAAGUACAAGGCCACCGCCCCCACCAGGAUCCUCUAGACCUCAAACUGGAGGAUCACCUGGAGGAAGACCACCCCCACCAGGCUCCCCUAAGGACCAAGAGCUGCGCGAAAAUAUCAAGACGCAGUGUUUCGGCGGCACCGAACCCAGCGCUCAAGGCCAAGAGCCAGUGCUGACCGACGCCCAGAAGAACUGCAUCUUCAACUUAUUCAUGACCAGCAAAGGAGUGAUCGUCGACGGGGUGAUCAACCAAGAGAACGCCAUCAAGUUCAUGACGUCAUCCGUGGAGGAGCAAGCCAUCCAGCUGGGCUUGAGUACCGCUGCAGUAACAGCAGUGAAGGACCUGUUGAAGGCAGGCGUGGAAACUUGCUACACCACUUACAGCACCAAGGACCAGAUCCCAGAUUUCCGCGCCUGCGUGAUAGGCAAGUGCCAGGACGCUCUGGCAGCGCAGGCAUAAGGAACCUCUCCGUCGUCACAAGGGCGGGGGGAGGAGGAGGCGGUGGAACGGCCAGGUCGAUGAGGCAAGAAUCGUCUGGCCAACUGAACUGCAACGAUCAGGAGCAGUGAGGCUGAAGAUUACCCAGAACAAAUUCUCUUACUGCCCAGCGAUGUGCGGUGAGGAAUUCGUUCUUUAUCUGAACUUGACAAAUUAAAACCAAUGCACGUCUGAUUCACACGUUCGAAAAUGGUCAGCCAAACUUCUUCUUCUUGUAGUUUUUGAAUGAUCUUUUUAUAGUUAUUAAAACUAUCAAAAUAUGUAGUACACGUGACUCAUUAAAAAUGACGUGUAAA
Macrobrachium nipponense is the source of this 1150-nucleotide messenger RNA. Its product is annotated as basic salivary proline-rich protein 1-like. The coding region runs from base 129 to 815 and encodes 228 amino acids. Lineage: Eukaryota; Metazoa; Arthropoda; Malacostraca; Decapoda; Palaemonidae. The transcript is spliced from 5 exons. The record is from RefSeq and is a predicted model, not a curated record.